AUGCUGCAGUUUGUCAGCAACCAGGUUGGAGAGUUUCCGGAUCUGUUUUCUGAACAGUUGUGUGGCACCUUCCAGAACAACAGUGCAUGUAAUGGAAAUGGGGCGGCAGAUGUCUCAUCACAGAGGACCUUCAGCCAGGGACAGCUUCAGUCUUUCCCACCUAAUGCAGCUUCUCCCCAGCUUCAGGCAGUGCAAGUGAAAGUGUCCCAGUCGGCUGCUGCAACGCAACGGGCUGCCCCCCCCCUUCAACCUCGUCCUCAGGUUCAGCCUCGGCUUCAGCAACAGACUGUGAUGAUUACUCCAACUUUCAGCUCUGCUCCUCAGACACGGUUCAUUCAGCAGCCUGUAAUUUAUCAAAAUGCAGCCACAAGUUUCCAAGUGCUGCAGCCUCAAGUACAGAGCUUGGUGACUUCCUCUCAAGUUCAGCCAGUCACCAUCCAGCAGCAGGUACAAACAGUGCAAGCCCAGAGGGUCUUCACACAGGCUGCCAAUGGAACCAUCCAGACACUAACCCCAGCCACAGUCCAGACGGUAGCUGCCCCUCAAGUCCAGCAGGUUCCAGUCCUUGUCCAGCCGCAGAUCAUUAAAACAGACUCACUGGUUUUAACAACAUUGAAAGCUGAUGGCAGUCCUGUAAUGACUGCUGUUCAGAAUCCAGCCCUCACAACAUUGACUACUCCUAUUCAGACAACGGCCCUGCAGACCUUAGUUGGUAGCAAUGGGACCAUUUUGACUACCAUGCCCAUGAUGAUGGGAGGGCAAGAGAAGAUGCCCAUCAAGCAAGUGCCUGGUGGUGCCAAGCAACCAGAACCACCAAAGGAAGGCGAGAGACGAACAACCCAUAACAUUAUUGAGAAGCGGUAUCGAUCCUCCAUCAAUGACAAGAUUAUUGAACUGAAGGAUCUAGUCAUGGGAACAGAUGCCAAGAUGCACAAGUCUGGGGUACUGAGGAAGGCCAUAGACUACAUUAAAUACCUACAACAAGUCAACCACAAGCUGCGACAGGAGAACAUGGUCUUGAAAUUGGCUAACCAGAAAAACAAGCUAUUGAAGGGUUUUGACCUAAGCAGUCUGGUGGAUAACGAUGUGGACCUGAAGAUAGAUGACUUCAACCAAAAUGCUCUGCUGAUGUCUCCUCCAGCCUCUGAUUCAGGGUCACAAGCAGGAUUUUCUCCUUAUUCAAUUGAUUCAGAGCCAGGAAGCCCAUUGCUGGAUGAUGCAAAGGUUAAAGAUGAACCGGACUCUCCGCCUGUUGCCCUUGGAAUGGUUGACCGAUCACGGAUGCUGCUUUGUGCUCUCACAUUCCUCUGCCUGUCCUUCAACCCACUAACAUCUCUCCUAGAAGGCCAAAGGACAGCUGAUUCUGACAGUCCUGUACAUCAUGGCUCUGGGAGGAGCAUGCUGACAAUAGGUUCAGGCGCUGGCGGCUGGUUUGGCUGGAUGAUGCCUACUCUGAUUCUGUGGCUUGUCAAUGGUGUCAUUGUCCUGAGUGUAUUCAUAAAACUGCUAGUGCACGGAGAGCCAGUGACUCGGCUGCACUCCCGUUCCUCUGUGACCUUUUGGAGACACCGGAAACAGGCGGACCUGGACUUGGCCAAGGGAGACUUUGCUGCCGCUGCGUCCAAUUUGCAGAUAUGCCUGUCAGCCCUGGGCCGAGCACUACCUGCCUCUCGUUUGGAUUUGGCCUGUGGCCUGUCCUGGAACGUGAUCCGAUACAGUCUCCAAAAGCUGGGAUUGGUGCGGUGGUUGCUGAAAAGAACAUCACGGCAGAGGCGAACAACAGAGGCUCCUGUGGGUUUUGAGGAUGAAGCCAAGACAAGUGCACGUGAUGCGGCUCUAGCGUAUCAUAAGCUCCAUCAGCUCCAUAUAACCGGUAAGCUUCCAUGCAGCUCAGCCUACUCAGGAUUGCACAUGGCACUAUGUGCUGUUAAUCUGGCGGAAUGUGCUGAGGAGAAGAUUCCACCAAGCACAUUGGCAGAGAUUCACCUGACUGCUGCAGUUGGCCUGAAGACCCGCUGUGGCGGCAAGCUGGGCUUUUUGGCGAGUUAUUUCCUAAGUCAGGCUCAGAGCUUGUGCAGUUCCGAGCGCAGUGCCAUCCCUGACUCCCUGCGCUGGCUGUGUCAUCCAUUAGGACAAAAGUUUUUUGUAGAGCGGAGCUGGACAGUGAAAGCUGCUGCCAAGGAGAGCCUGUACUGUGCACAGAGGAAUUCAGCUGAUCCCAUUGCACAGGUGCACCAAGCAUUUUGUGAGAACCUGCUGGAGAGAGCUGUUGAAUCCCUUGUGAAACCGCCUGUCCCCAGAGGGAUUACAGGGCCAGAUGAUGAAGAGCCCUGUGAAUUUGCUAAUGCUUUGGAAUAUCUGAAGUUACUUGGCUCCUUCAUGGACUCUUUGGGAAGCGGUACACCGCCUUUCACAGGAAAUUCUGUAUUGAAGUCUGCCCCAGGGCCUGAUGUGGUCUGCAGGUGGUGGUCAUCAGCCAUCACUAUGAUAAUCAGCUGGCUCAGGGGUGAUGAUGCUUCUGUGAGAUCACAGUUCACCAAUGUGGAGCGCAUUCCUAAAUGUCUGGAGAUGACUGAGAGUGCCCUUGUGAAAGCUGUCUUUCAUGUGUGCAAAGCCAUGAAUGUUUCCUUGUCAAGUAAGGCAGACGGGCAGCAGAGCUCCUUUCAUCACAGUGAAAGAGCCAGCACUCAUCUUUGGAACAGCCUUAACAUGAGCAGUGGAGUCUCAAGCACAGGCCUAAACAAUAUGAUUCAGCUGCUGUCCUGUGACCUGCUGCUGUCUCUCCGCACCACUCUGUGGCAGAAACAGAUGAACACGAGCCAGGCCGUGGGAGAGACCUACCAUGCUUCUGCUUCUGAGCUUACUGGGUUCCAGCGUGAUCUUGGCAGCCUGCGAAAACUGGCCCAUAGUUUUAGGCCUGCUUAUCGAAAGGUGUUCCUGCAUGAAGCUACUGUGCGCUUGAUGGCGGGGGCCAGCCCCACACGCACUCAUCAGCUGCUGGAGCAUAGCCUCAGGCGCCGAACCCCCCAGAGCAGCAAGCAAGGUGAACUGGAUGCUCUUCCCGGUCAGAGAGAGCGAGCGACAGCAAUCCUCUUGGCCUGCCGCCACCUGCCCCUCUCCUUUCUGUCAUCCCCAGGCCAGCGAGCUAUUCUGCUGGCGGAAGCAGCCCGUACUCUGGAGAAGGUUGGGGACAAGCGUUCCUGCAAUGACUGUCAGCAGAUGAUUGUGAAGCUGAGUGGGGGGACAGCCAUCGCCGCCUCUUAACCCCGGCAGAAAGAGGGGCAUACUGCAGCUUCCCAUGGGACUAGAUUCCUGCCCCUUUAUACACCCUCCUUCCCUCUUGAACACUGUUCUAGGUUACGACCGUGGACAUUUCCUUAUGCUAGACACAGUUGGGUCUUGGAGUAAACUUACCUUUUUUAUGGCUAGUAGUGAAGUCCUCCAAGCACAAUAGGAUGCCUACAUUGGAGAGUGGUUUUUGUCACUGGCAGAGAGAACCUACAGAGCCUUAGAGUAGAGAAGCACCCCUUUCCCAUUUGUAGAGGGGCUGGGUCCAGGAAGCUUGCUCUUCUACCUUUUCACGUAACAAUUUAUGACCAGAACCUAUUUGGGGACCAUGUGCUGUGGAGGCUGCAAAGAGGUUUCCGGACCCCUUUUCCAGCAUCUGGGAUGGCUCUUGAUCCACUGUGGGUCAAAUCUUAUGUGCUGAGGCAGACCCAGAGAGGAUCUAGCUAUGGUAACUUUUACUGGUCCUCCCUGGUGUUAUUUUUUUAAAAUCAAAGCCUUUCUAUAGAUUCUACGUUUCUUGGAGGGCUUUGGGCGGUAAUGCCGGCUCUCCUGGAGAAGUGUAUCACUGUUUUUAUGCAAUUUGGGGGUUUUAUAGCAAUGUUUUGUGGCUUUACAAACUGUAGGGAUAACAGUGAGGGUGUUUUUAAUCUCUUCUGUCUCCUGCCUCUUACCCUUCCCUUUGUGUGUCUCUCUGUCUCCUGUCGGUCUGCAGCACUGUCGCUAGCCUCGGGAUUGAGCCUUCUUUCUGUGUGCUGCCUCAUGGAUAACGGAAAGGAGAAGGCGCAAAAUAUAGUUUAAGUUAAAAAAAAUAUACUGGGAAUCUCUUUCUUACAUAUUAAUUUCAAUGGCACUUUCUUCCAUGUAAGUGUGUUUAGGACACAGCCAUCAAAGACAGAUUCGGAGCGCGCCUUGCAUUACUACCCUAAGUGAACAUAGCUCUGUUCUGCCAUUUCUCUGGAUGUUUUGGGGGAAGCCAUGACAGUGAAGCAGCUCUAAAGAUGGUUUUAUACGUGUAGGGUGCGUGGGGGACUUGAGAGAAUAUAGAAUGGCUGCAGCUGUGCCCCUUGUUGAGAGAACGGUUUGUAAGGAAAUGGGUUCUGCCUUUUGCAUGGAGUCUGAAUCCCACAAACCCUGUUUGUCUGCCUCGGCCAUUAUGCUUUCUGUAUCCUUGCUGUGUGUCUUGUUUUUUUCUUUCAAAAUCAAUGGUGAUUCCUCUGUUUUUGAGAACAAAAGUACCUGAAGUCUAAACUUGGGGACCCCCCCUCCCCCUGGGCCCAUGGAUCUGUAUAUUGCAUUGGACCUUGGUUUUCUUCUGCUUGUUGCUGCCCGCCCCUUGUGUAUACAGCUGGGACACUGCUGUGGAAAUAGGACUCUCAAUUAAAUUUUUCCCUGCAAGCCUCCAGCAAAUAACUUUCAGUUCAAGUAAAUGCCUUGCAUCCUAAAAUGCAUUAUCAUAGGAUGUCAAAUUUUAAAAUUCCACUCAUAGAGUGACCCUGGAUCUAAUACCGUAAUAAAAUGUUAAUUUCCACUGUAUUGUGAAGGCUGUGACAAAUUGCCUUUUCUCAAUAGUCCUGAAUAUUUUUGAACAAAGAAGAUGUGUAUUUUCUUGAAUGAAAGUUCUUUUUAUCAGUGUGUGGGUGUAUGUAGAACGUUCCAUUUAUAUCUUCUGCCUUGUUCUGUCCUCAGAAACUCGCAGUGAAAGUUCCAUUGGCUAAUUGGAUGCUACGUUGUUAGCACUGGUUGACAGGUGGGCUUGUCCCCUUGAUUUCAUUACAUUAUGAUACAGAAAAUCUUGUAUGCUUUGCCUGUAAGCUCUGUAUCUGCCAUAGCAAGAGCUGUGCCUUGGUAAAUGCAAAGGCAGUUCAGUGCAGCACACACUUGCUAAGCUGAAACCCUGUCAUCGUCUAUAGUAGAUCAGAGUACCAUCUGGUUAUCUAAGGGCACUUUCCCAUAGCAGCUCUGCCCAGUAAUAGUUGCCCGAAAUGAGAAGGGUAACAGAAACUACCUCAAUGUAAAGGGUACCUCCUAGCACAGGAAGAUUUGGCUGGCUCCGUGCCCCCAGUGCAGAACCUUCUGGUCUGUUUACAGUAGCAGCCCUCGGGGGUUGGCAAAGACCUUGCGAUCUCUGGCAGCUGAAAACGUCUCCAUCUUGAAGGUCUUAAAAGCAAGCAAUUAACCUGCAUUGCUAACUUUCUAAAUUUCCAGAUAGGGUAAUGCGUCUCCGAACACAUAUCCCAAUGAUCUUGUGGAAUACUAUGGUCAUCUCACAGUUCCAUAGAUUAAAAGCCGUGAGCCAUUCAUACUCACAAAUAGGAGCCAGGGCUCCAUCCAAGGUUGGGCAUUGCAAUCAAGGGCACAAACACGAGAAGAGGUCUCUGAGGGCAGGACUGAACUUGUGGAAUGACACAAGACAGCCUUUGUGUAGACGGGACUUCCACAGAGUAACUACGCCAGGACUGACUGUCCACCUAUUUUUGGUAUUUCUCUCUUUUCUCCCCCUGCCCCUGGCUAUGUAAGUUGCAUCCCUCACAUUCCUUUUUAUACACCUUGUUUAUUUAUGGGUCUCUUGUCUCUCAAUCUAUCCCUAUAUUGUUUUUAUGUAUAUAGUGUAAUUUUUUAUAUAUAUAUAUGAUGUGAAAAGUGUCUAUUUAUCCCAAUAAAAUUAGGCAUAUGGUUACUGUGUUGUGAGAUGAUGUCACUGGUGACGGUGUAUGUUCCAGUUGUGCAUCCUGUCCUGGGGAUGAUUGUGUGACUGCUAGCUAAUAAAGACAAAUAGU
Messenger RNA from Gekko japonicus, 6065 nucleotides. RefSeq names its product sterol regulatory element binding transcription factor 2 (gene SREBF2). Gene Ontology annotation, biological process: positive regulation of cholesterol storage; positive regulation of transcription by RNA polymerase II. Bases 1 to 3264 code for a protein of 1087 amino acids. The record is from RefSeq and is a predicted model, not a curated record. The transcript is spliced from 18 exons. Gene Ontology annotation, molecular function: protein dimerization activity; DNA-binding transcription factor activity, RNA polymerase II-specific; RNA polymerase II cis-regulatory region sequence-specific DNA binding. NCBI's taxonomy places the organism in Eukaryota, Metazoa, Chordata, Lepidosauria, Squamata, Gekkonidae. Gene Ontology annotation, cellular component: nucleus.